Lingula anatina is the source of this 1782-nucleotide messenger RNA. RefSeq names its product proton-coupled folate transporter-like. Gene Ontology annotation, cellular component: membrane. Gene Ontology annotation, molecular function: transmembrane transporter activity. Gene Ontology annotation, biological process: transmembrane transport. NCBI's taxonomy places the organism in Eukaryota, Metazoa, Brachiopoda, Lingulata, Lingulida, Lingulidae. The record is from RefSeq and is a predicted model, not a curated record.
AUGAUUUUUUACGUGGAGAAAAAGGUUUAUGAACGCUUUAAUGUUACCGUCAGCAAUUCUGCCAGUGUAUCCCUUUGUGACAAAGACCAGACGACGAACGACAGGUUGAUUCAGGAAAAUGUGGCAAUGUGGAACAUGCACCUCAGCGUUGCUUAUAUGAUACCGAGCGUCAUUUCAACCGUUGUUUUUGGUGCGCAUAGUGACAGGGCGGGCAGAAAACCUUGUUUGCUCCUCCCUUGUUUCAGUGGAGUACUGUACCUGGGCAUCACCGCCUUAAUCGUCCAACUAGAUCUACCACUAGAGUAUCUGUUAAUUAGCCAUGUUCUGGGUGGUUCCCUCGGUGGCUACACCAUUCUUUUCCUUGGUUCCAUCGCCUACACGGCGGACACCACUACAGAUGGACAAAGAGGAUUUAGGAUCUUCGUUCUUGAUGGUUUGAUGCUUUUAGGCGGUGCUAUUGGAGUGGUCAGCGUAGACUACUGGAUAGCUCAAGAUAAACGAAGUGAUGCCGCGUUCUUAUCCAAGACCCUAGCCAUUGGAGCGUUGUACACCAUGACCGCAAUAUAUGCGGUGCUAUUUGUGCCCGAAACCGUAAAACAAGACCCAACGGCGAAGCUUUUCUCUGUCAAAAAUAUAGCAGCAGUUGUUUCUAUUUACUCCACGGAGAACAGCGUUUCCACCGGCGGCAACGGCGGCAGUGAAAGAACUAAGGGUAGCAAAGAAUGGAAACUCCGCAUUCUAUUUGCAUCUCUUUUCUUCGUUGCAGUGGCGCUAUCUCCGCCGAUCAUUUCCAUUGAUAUCUUGUACGUGUUGAACCGACCGUUUUGCUGGGAUGCCAAACUGGUUGGCUUGUUCUUGGCCAGUACCAUGGCUCUGAUGACAUUUGGAGGAGCGCUGGGACUUUUUAUCAUGCAACAUUGGUGGAAGAUGUCUGAUAUUGGUAUAGCAUUAGUUGCGUUAAUAAGCGCAAUUGCAGCAAAUGUACUCAAAGCGUUUGCCAACAAACCCCAACUUAUGUUUGUGAGUUCCGUUCUGGGUAUGCUUGCACUCCUUAUAAUUCCUAUGAUACGGGCCCAGAUGUCAAAGACCGUUCACCAAAAGAAGCAAGGAGCUCUCUUUGCCAGCGUAGCUGCCAUGGAGACUUUAUCUGCCUUGCUGGCCAGUGUCACAUUUGGUACCGUGUACUCGGCUACGGUUGACAUCUUUAGCGGGGUCGUGUUCCUCACGGUGGCCGCACUCUUUGGCAUGGGGUUUCUGUUGUUGUGCUUUCAUGUCAUCUACAGCAGGCGGCGUACACCCAGUAGGGAGAGUUUGAAGAUAAGAGACGUGUCGAAACGCUCGUACAGUUCCUGCCAGUCUAGCAGUGCGUACAACAGUGUAGCAGAGGAUCCUGUACACCCAGGAGAGCUGGUUGAAAGCAACGAGAAUGAAUCGAAUAGAAUCGAGAACGAGAAUGAAUCGAAUAGUAGCUGUGAAGCAUGGGGACCAAUCACAGUUGGGGGGGUGGCUUGACAAAAGAACAUUAGCCAUGAAAAGGGUCUGAACUUUUAGAGAUGAGAAAUAUGGGGUAUAUCACCCCAAGAUAAAUCCAAAGUCGUGCACGUAAAUAAAAUGAGUAUUUAUACCUUAUAAACGGAUAAACGGAAGGCGUUUACUAACACUUCCCACAGAUCUUUUAACACUAACACCCACAUUAACCAGAUACUCACAAAUUAACCGGCACUACCAUAGCGGAUGAAUGUUAGUGCUAGGUAUCGUUUUGUUGGUGCUAAUUAAAUACCU